AUGGACAACAACAACAAUAACACAAUUAGUAACAAUGAAACUGCUAAUAGUUCAGAACUGUCAUCCACUCUUACACAACAAAUAAAUGGAAACGUGACCAUGAAAGAUAUCUCGUCUAUAAAUACGAAUAAUAAUAAUAAUAAUAAUUAUGAUCUUCCCUUAAAUAAUAUAAUACAAAAACCCACUACCACAACUACCACUAAACCUAUCCUCAUCAAGGAAAAUGCACCUACUAUUGUUACCACUACUCCAAUUACAACAAUACCGUCGGUAACAACAACAGCAACAAAUGUUACUAUACCUAACAAUACUAGUACGAAUCUACAAAACAUUAGCAAUGAUGGAGAUAAUAAUGUUAAUAAUGACAAAGAUCCAUCGUCGUCAAUAAUACUCCCGCAACAACAUAACAUAUUGAAAUCUGUUGAAUCACAACAACACUUGCUGAAUAAUAGUAAGAAAUCCUUAACUUUCUCAGUGAACAAUAAUGACGCAAACAUUAAAAGAUCCAGUAUAUAUAAAUCAAAUGUAAAUCCAAUACCAAUAAGACAUAAGAGUAAUACAAGAUUAGAUAAUUCAGAUUUACUCUCUACUAAAAGUAGAUCAUCAUCAAUGACAACUUCACUUUCAAAAAGUUUCUUAUUUGGAUUUUAUCAUAAUAAUAAAAGAAAGAAAAAAUUAAUAAAUCAAGAAAAUAAAAAAAAUGGGAUAAUUUCAAAACAAUAUUGGAUGAAAGAUGAAUCUGUUAAUGAUUGUUAUGAUUGUGGGAAACCAUUUUCUACUUUUAGAAGAAAACAUCAUUGUAGAAUUUGUGGUCAAAUUUUUUGUCAUUAUUGUACUUUACUCAUUGAUGGGAAAAGAUUUGGUUUCAACGAUUUAAAUACUUUAAGAGUUUGUGAUCAUUGUUUUCAAAACAUUGAUAAUUUUAUUGAUUCAAGUGAUGAUGAAGAAGAUGAUGAUGAUGAAGUGGAAGAAGAUGGGGAACAGGAGGAGGAAUAUGAACAAUCACAAGAGAACCUCAGUGAAAAUAAUCAUCGAUCAUUCAAUCCUGCGAAAUAUUAUAGUAAUGGUAAUAAAAGUGAGGAUGCAGUAUCACUUCUCCAGAACUCACAACAUGGUGACCAUAAUAAUAAUAAUAAUAAAGCAGAGGUAUUGUUAUUCAAUGAUAAUGAUGUUCAAAGUAUAAUUACUUCAGGAGAAGAUUCAAAAUUAUUUAUAACAACCCCACCACCUCCUCCCAAGAUGGCUAUUCCUGCAACUAGACAUGGUGAAUCUUUAGAAAUCUCCCCUCAUUUACCAAUGAUAGAUUCAAAUCAUAACCAAAGAGCUGGUUAUUUGUCUCCACCCCAUAUCUAUCACAGGAAAUCAAGUAACCAUUCCUUAAGAAGAACUUCGUUUUCGCAAUAUAAUAAAAAUAGAAAUAAUAAUAUAUUCAAUGAUUUUAAAAAUAAUAGUAGUAGUAAUAAUCUUAAAGAAAGAUUAUUAAACAGGAAAAACAAAACCAUAAGUUUCACAGACACAUUAAAUCAUAAACUAGCCAAUAGAAAUUUCAAAUUUAACUUCCAUUAUCAUCCACAAAACAAUAAUAAUAAUAAUAAUAAUAAUGAUAAUGUCAAUAAUAGUAACAAAAAUACCGCUGCGCAAGCAAAUAAUAAUACAAACGAUAAUAAAUAUCACCAUCCUCGCCGUCACUCAGUUAUUUCCAAUAGAGGUAAUAACAAUCCACUAUCAUCUAAUUUUCCAUCUGGUAUUUUUACAUCUCCAACUAAUAAUAAUAACAGUAACAGACACAUCUCAGAACAAUAUGGACAAAUAGAUAACGAUUCUUCAGAAGAUGAAGAUUCUAUGUCUAUCUAUUCAUCUUUAAAUGAUAUCCCACAUUCUGAUAAUCCAAUAAGAUCAAUAAGAAAUUCAAAUAAAUCAUUACAACGUGCUCAAGCAUCAUUGCAAAGAAUUCAAAAUAGAAGGAAAAGUAGAUCACGGACACAUGUUAGUAAAAGUUCCGAUUCAUUAACUAGAAUAAGAAAUUUGCUAUCUCAUAGCACAUCUAGCUUAUAUUCGCCUGAAAAGGGUACACAACCAACGUCACGCUCUCAACUAGCACAACUAGCGUUGGAAGCAAAUCAUAGUGAUGGAUCAACUGUAUCUACUUCAUUCCCAACACCAUCGGGAUCAGAAACCAUUAUGACUAACUUAACAAGUAAUCAAAGGGGAAAGAUAAAAAAAGAUUUUAACAUUAAUAAUGAAAGUGGUAGUAAUAGUAAUAGUAAUGUUAAUAUUAGCUCAUCUGCAUGGAGGAGAAUAUCUGGCAUAUCAGGAAUGAAAAAUUACAAAGAAAAUAAAACAGAAUUGAAUGAAGUGUCGACAUUACAUUUGGAAGCUUUAUUAGAGCAAGUAUUAAGUGAUCAGAAUAUUGAUGAUCCUCAACCUUGGUUACGAUUAUUAAGAAAUUUCAUGAAGAAAAUUCAAUAUAUUAAAUUAGAUGCAAGAGAUACUCCGAACUCAUUAGAUUAUAGACAAACAUAUGUUAAGAUUAAAAGGAUUAGUGGUGGUAAAAUUGAGGCAUCUGAUUUUAUCAAUGGGAUUGUGUUUUCAAAAUCUUUACCUUGUAAGAGUAUGCCAAGAUAUUUGAAUAACCCAAGAAUCCUACUAAUUAUGUUUCCCAUAGAAUAUCAAAAAAACAAAACCCAUUUCCUUUCAUUACAAUCUGUCAUGGCUCAAGAAAACGAAUAUUUAGCCAAGUUAGUAACAAGAUUAACGGCAUUAAACCCUGAUAUUAUAUUUGUUGGUGCAGAAGUUAGUAGAUACGCAUUGAAAUUGCUAGAUGAAGCUGGUAUUAUUGUCCAAUUUAAUAUGAAACCUCAAAUAAUUGAACGUAUUGCUAAAUUAACAGAGGCUGAUAUUGCAACUUCAUUAGAUAAAUUAUCAUCAAAUUUUAAACUAGGUAAAUGUGGUUCCUUUGAAGUGAAAACAUAUAUUUAUCAGGAAAAUAUAAGUAAAACAUAUACUUUUCUGACUGGUUGUGAUCCGUCCUUAGGUGGAACUAUUUUACUAAGGGGCGAUACUCAAGAAAUUUUGAGAAAAAUUAAGCAAGUUUCUGAAUUUAUGGUAUAUUCUGUAUUUUCUUUGAAAUUAGAAAGUUCCUUUUUCAACGAUAAUUUUAUCCAGUUAUCUUCUCAAUUUUAUCAAGAAAAUAGAAUACAUAAACAAAAUGAUCCCGUAGAGGGAUAUUUUGCUGACUUCUUGGUUAAAUUUAAUAAAAGAAUAUUAACCGUAUCGCCAACGGUACAAUUCCCUAUUCCUUUCCUUCUGCUACGAGCAAGAGAAUUAGAGGAACAGUUACAUAAGAAGAUGAACGAAAGUUUGGAUCUGGAUACAGUUGGAGAUAUUACUCGUACUGAUUCAUUAUUAGGUAUUGAGUCAACACUAACUAUGAAAGAUUUGAAAUACGUCACUAAAUUUAUUAAAGAAAGCGAAAUUGAAGACCUAAAGUCACAAUUCGAGAAAAGAAGUAGGCAAUGGGAACUCUCUUAUUCUCUGUCGCAUAAUCUUUUGGGUACAGGAUCUCAUCAAUGUAUUACAGUUUUAUAUUCAAUGGUUUCCACAAGGACAGCUACUCCAUGUAUUGGACCUCAGAUUGUUACAAUUGAUUAUUUUUGGGAUAGUGAUAUAUCCCUAGGUCAGUUUAUUGAGAAUGUAGUGUCUACUGCAUGGUAUCCAUGCCUUCAAGGUUGUAAGGGCCUACUAAUGGAUCAUUAUAGGAGUUACGUUCAUGGGUCAGGGAAAGUGGACGUCCUAAUUGAAAAAUUUCAAACAAAGCUACCAAAGUUGAAAGAUAUUAUAUUGAGUUGGAGUUAUUGUAAAAAAUGUGGAACUUCGACACCGAUUUUGCAACUAAGUCAAAAGACAUCAAAUCAUUCAUUGGGGAAGUAUCUUGAAGUGAUGUUUUGGUCUAAUAAGGAUAGUGUAGAAGGUAUUGGAGCAUGUAUGCAUGAUUUUACAAAGGAUCAUGUUAAAUACUUUGGAUAUAAUGAUUUAGUAGUUCGAAUGGAAUAUUCUGACCUAGAAGUUCAUGAAUUGAUCACGCCACCGCGGAAGUUGAAAUGGAUGCCACACAAAGAUAUUAAACUUAAGAUUGAGUUAUAUUAUCAAAUAUUGGAUAAAAUCAAUGGUUUCUAUGAUAGUGUUUUAAACAGACUAGAUCGCGUUAAACUAGACAGUGUUUCAGAUGAAAAAAUAAUAGCAGGCCAAGCAGAAAUAUCUGAUUUACACACAAAGGUUAAUAUUGAAAAGAAAUCAUUAUUGGAAAUGCUAGAGCAGGUAUAUGAAGAAACAAAGGGUGAUCAGCAUUUAUCAUUGAAUAUGAUUAUUAGAACGCUUUAUAUGAAAGCAGUGAGUUGGGAUUCGGCUUUCAAUGCCUUUGGGAAGGAAUAUCUUCCUUCAGAAAAUGAUGUAACAAGGAUCACUACGAAACAACUUAAGAAAUUAUUCAGUGAUAAUUCAUCCCAGAAAAAUGAAAAACUAAUUAAAGAUCAGUCUGAAGAAUUAAACAGUGAGAAGCAGAGUUCAGAACAUUCGCAGGAUAAUGUUAGCCUCCAUGAAAGUAGGUCUUCUCUCAUAAAAAUGCGGAACUCAGCACAACAAGAAUUUUCUGGGGAUAACGAGGAUCAAGUUCAAAUUAAAGAUGCAGAGAAAACAGAAAGUAAUAAGGAUAAUGAACGUGUCCAUGUCGCUUCUACAUCAAAUGGAGCAGACUCAUUCGAAAUAAAUGUACUCAACCCAAUUGGAGACAGACCAACCGUUAACAGAUUCAAAUCAAGUUCUGUUUUUGAACCUCAUUCGAAAGUGAAAAAUGUGCCAGAUCCUAAAAGAGUCAGUAUUGGCAGUAAUUUAAGUUCUUUAUCUACAGUAGGAAAGGACCAUAAUAUGGAUACCAAAGUUGGUCAGCUAGCCAGCUUUUUUGAUCAAAUGCAUUUAGACGCUAUCUCGAAAGAGUUUGAACUACAAAGAGAGAAGGAAAGAUUACAAUUGAACAAGUAUAAGUAUCAGGCUUUGAGAUUGCAAACGUCGUCUCCAAUCGUAGAGAUUUACCAAGAUGUUAACGAUGCUGUCGAUGAACCACUACAUGAUUCUUCAGAAACUACUUCAAGGCUGAUUAAAGGCACAGAACAUCCUGCAUCGUUAAAAAAGACCAAUAAAAGUAGUUCAGAACCGAUUCUAACUCAUCAUGAUUACAACCCGAACUUGGAAGAAAAAUUAGAGCAUUCAAUAAACCAGUGGGGUGUUGAUGCAAAGGGGAAAGAGAUAACUACAGCGAAUGAUAACCUACCAUCUAUAGAGCCACCCAAGGCAACCACUGAUGAUAAGCUUAAACGGGAGCAAUUGCAACAGGUAAAUGCAGCCAAGGUAGCUGAAAGUACUGAAUCUACAUCUGUUACUCAACCUGAAAAAUCACUUUUGAUGAAAGCCUUGACGAAUUUUUGGGCCGACAGAUCGCCUUACUUAUGGAAACCACUUGUGUAUCCCAGUUGCCCCACAGAACAUGUAUUUGCUGAUAGUGAUGUCAUAGUAAGGGAAGAUGAGCCAACGUCAUUGAUUGCCUUUUGUUUAAAUACGUCUGAUUAUAAACAAAAGAUGUUGAAUAUAAAUGCAAACACUUUUAGUACUGUCAACUCUGAUAUCCCGGCAUCGAUAAUAACGAAGGACACAUCUUUAACAGCCCAUGAUUUAUCCACUGCUGGUUCAGAGCUUGAAAAUGCAUCUACGACAUCAAUGAGAGAAAAUUAUGGUGGACGACCAAGUAAUGAUCCUGUAUCAGUUAAUCAUCAAUCUACUUCAAUUGGUCCAACAUCGGAACUCGAAAAAAGCAUGACUAAGAAAACAGCGGUCCAUUUACGUUACCAAUUUGAGGAAGGUGCUACUGUCAUGUCAUGUAAGCUUUUCUUUACCGAGCAUUUCGAAGCUUUCAGGAAGGUAUGUGGUUGUCAAGAAAAUUUUAUUCAAAGUUUGUCUAGAUGUGUCAAAUGGGAUUCUAGUGGUGGUAAAAGUGGGAGUGGGUUUUUGAAGACUUUAGAUGAUAGGUUUAUAAUUAAGGAGUUAUCUCAUUCUGAGUUGGAUGCGUUUAUUAAAUUUGCCCCAUAUUAUUUUGAAUACAUGGCACAAGCAAUGUUUCAUGAUCUACCUACAACAUUGGCGAAGGUAUUAGGUUUCUAUCAAAUACAAGUUAGAAAUCCAGUGGGUGGUCCAAAAAGUUAUAAAAUGGAUGUUAUCAUCAUGGAAAACUUAUUCUACAAUAGGAAGACCACAAGAAUCUUUGAUUUAAAAGGUUCUAUGAGAAAUAGACAUGUAGAACAGACAGGGAAAGAAAAUGAGGUAUUGUUAGAUGAGAAUAUGGUUGAAUAUAUUUAUGAAUCACCGAUCCAUGUUAGAGAAUAUGAUAAGAAAUUGUUGAGAGCUUCAUUAUGGAAUGACACUUUAUUUUUAGCUAAAAUGAAUGUUAUGGAUUAUUCUCUAGUUAUUGGUAUUGAUAAUGAAGGUUACACACUUACAGUAGGUAUCAUUGACUUCAUUAGGACAUUUACAUGGGAUAAGAAAUUGGAAAGUUGGGUGAAGGAAAAAGGUUUAGUAGGAGGUGGGGGAAGUAGUACAAAGAAACCUACUGUUGUUACUCCAAGACAAUACAAAAACCGGUUUAGAGAGGCAAUGGAAAACUAUAUUCUUAUGGUCCCUGAUCCUUGGUACCAAGAUAAUGUAUAG
Messenger RNA from Naumovozyma dairenensis CBS 421, 6753 nucleotides. It is a transcript of the gene FAB1, whose product is annotated as 1-phosphatidylinositol-3-phosphate 5-kinase. The transcript has a single exon. Gene Ontology annotation, molecular function: metal ion binding; ATP binding; 1-phosphatidylinositol-3-phosphate 5-kinase activity. Lineage: Eukaryota; Fungi; Ascomycota; Saccharomycetes; Saccharomycetales; Saccharomycetaceae. The coding region runs from base 1 to 6753 and encodes 2250 amino acids. Gene Ontology annotation, biological process: phosphatidylinositol phosphate biosynthetic process. The record is from RefSeq and is a predicted model, not a curated record. Gene Ontology annotation, cellular component: endosome membrane; fungal-type vacuole membrane.